GGGCGGGAGCGGAAGCGCAGGCCGCAGGCGCUGGGAGUGAGUGAGUGAGUGAGUCCGGGGCCCGCGGCCGGGAUCGGGACCCGCACAUCGGCGCCAUGGGGAACCGGGGCAUGGAGGACCUGAUCCCGCUCGUCAACAAGCUACAGGAUGCCUUCAGCUCCAUCGGCCAGAGCUGCAACCUCGACCUGCCGCAGAUCGCCGUAGUGGGCGGCCAGAGCGCCGGCAAGAGCUCGGUGCUGGAGAACUGGAGAAGGGAUUUCCUUCCUCGUGGCUCAGGGAUUGUCACCCGCCGACCACUCAUUCUGCAGCUGAUCAAUGCAAAAACAGAACAUGCUGAGUUCCUGCACUUGAAGGGGAAGAAGUUUACAGACUUCGAUGAGGUUCGACAAGAAAUCGAAAUUGAGACGGACAGGAUCACCGGGAGCAAUAAAGGGAUCUCGGCAGUUCCCAUUAACUUGAGGGUGUAUUCGCCAAAUGUUUUGAACUUGACGUUGAUCGAUUUACCGGGUAUCACCAAGGUGCCAGUAGGUGACCAGCCGGCCGAUAUCGAGAAUCAGAUCAAGGAAAUGAUCAUGCAGUUCAUCAGCAAGGAGAACUGCCUCAUCUUGGCCGUCACGCCAGCCAACUCUGACCUUGCCAAUUCCGAUGCGCUGAAGAUUGCAAAGGACGUGGAUCCUCAAGGUUUGAGGAUCAUCGGUGUGAUCACCAAGCUGGAUCUGAUGGAUGAGGGGACAGACGCAAAGGACAUCCUAGAAAACCGACUGCUGCCUCUCCGGAGGGGUUACAUUGGUGUGGUAAACAGAAGCCAGAAAGACAUUGAUGGGAAGAAAGAUAUUCGUGCAGCCCUUGCAGCUGAGAGGAAGUUUUUCCUAUCACACCCCUCAUACAGGCAUAUGGCUGAUCGCAUGGGAACUCCGCAUUUGCAGAAGAUAUUGAACCAGCAACUGACAAACCACAUCCGUGAAACCUUGCCCGCCUUACGGAACAAGCUGCAGAGCCAGAUGCUGUCCCUGGAGAAGGAGGUAGAAGAGUACAAAAACUUCCGGCCAGAUGAUCCCACAAGGAAAACCAAAGCACUCCUCCAGAUGGUGCAACAGUUUGGGGUAGAUUUUGAGAAGAGAAUUGAGGGCUCUGGGGACCAGGUGGACACAGUCGAGCUGUCUGGUGGUGCGAGGAUUAAUCGCAUUUUCCAUGAGCGGUUCCCAUUCGAGCUCGUGAAGAUGGAGUUCGAUGAGAAGGAGCUGAGAAGAGAGAUUAGCUAUGCAAUCAAAAACAUCCAUGGUGUUAGAACGGGGCUCUUCACCCCGGACUUGGCGUUUGAAGCCAUUGUGAAAAAGCAGGUGGUGAAGCUGAAAUCUCCGUGUUUGAAGUGUGUGGACAUGGUUAUCCAAGAGUUGGUUAACACAGUCAGACAGUGCACGCUGAAGCUCAACUCCUUUCCCAGGUUGCGAGAAGAGACGGAAAGAAUUGUAACCACUCAUGUCCGAGACCGGGAUGGGAAAACCAAGGAGCAGAUACUUCUGUUGAUUGACAUCGAACUGUCCUACAUCAACACAAACCAUGAGGACUUUAUCGGAUUUGCCAAUGCACAACAAAGGAGCAGUCAGUUAACAAAGAAACGGGCCGUUCCCAAUCAGGGUGAGAUCUUGGUUAUCCGCAGGGGCUGGAUCACCAUCAGCAACAUCAGCCUCAUGAAGGGCGGCUCGAAAGAGUACUGGUUUGUUCUGACCGCAGAGUCACUCUCCUGGUACAAGGACGAUGAGGAGAAAGAGAAGAAGUACAUGUUGCCGCUCGACAACCUGAAGCUGAAGGAUGUGGAGAAGGGGUUCAUGUCCACCAAGCACAUCUUUGCACUCUUCAACACAGAGCACAGGAAUGUUUAUAAAGACUACCGGCAGAUCGAGCUGGCCUGCGAGUCCCAGGAGGAUGUGGACAGUUGGAAAGCUUCUUUCCUGAGGGCUGGUGUCUACCCAGAGAGGGAGAAUGCAGAGAGCGAGGAGACUGGAAGCACCUCAGAUUCGUUUUCGAUGGACCCGCAGCUGGAGCGACAGGUGGAGACGAUUCGCAACCUGGUGGAUUCCUACAUGGGCAUUGUCAAUAAGUCGGUCCGGGACCUGAUGCCAAAGACCAUCAUGCACCUCAUGAUCAACAAUACCAAGGACUUUAUCCUGGCGGAGCUGCUGGCUUACCUGUACUCGUCUACGGACCAAAACAGCUUAAUGGAGGAAUCGGCGGAGCAGGCUCAGCGACGGGACGAGAUGCUGCGAAUGUAUCACGCCAUCAAAGAGGCCCUGCACAUCAUCGGGGACAUCAGCACCAGCACCAUCAGUGCCCCCUUGCCCCCGCCCGUGGACGAUUCCUGGCUGGCCACUCAGUCUGGGGGACACAGCCCGAGACCCCAACGCCGGCCGCACUCUGCGAUGGGACCGCCCAGCCGACCUCCAGGGGUACGAGGACCAACUCCGGGACCCCCAUUGAUUGCCGUCCCAGCGCAGCCGUUUGGAGCUCCUCCCAUCCCGUCAAGACCUAUGCCCACCAACGAUGCCUUUGGGGCCCCUCCCCAGAUCCCCUCCCGGCCAGCACGGAUUCCACCCGGACCACCGGGGCUGCCCAGCAGAAGACCGCCAGCUGCUCCGAACCGGCCCACUAUUAUCCGGGCAUCUGAGCAAUCCCUACUGGAUUAAACAGUGGGAUUUAUCCUGUGAAGCAUUUUCUUGUAGGCUAUAGUUGAUUAGCCCUACCUUUGCCUAUUUGACCGCUGAGGGGCAUUAGCGGUGUGAAGCACAGGAACCACAGGGCUGCGUUUUCCCAAGUGUAAUCCCGACAUCUUGCCUUUUCACUCAAGCUGGAAGCACUAAGAAGAUCUUAACUGAACUUUAUUUAAACAAAGAUUUACCUCUUGGUUUUGUUUCCCUGAACACCAGACUCUCGGACACGAUAUCUCUUGCUCGUUGCUCCACUGAUCUGCCCUGUUGAGAAACUUUGCACUUGCCAAAUAAGCAGCUAAAUUGUUUUAUGCCUUUUCCCGCUUCCUGGUUGACGGUGCCACUGUAUGUGAAUGGGUUGUAACCACACAACGUCUGGUGUCUGGGCAUCUUUUGUGUUGCUACUGCCUCCCAAACUUCAAGCCAGUAGCCCAGGAACCUUGCUCCAUUCCACUGCUGCCUGGAGUAAUGGGAGCUUCCACUGUUCCAGCAUCCUGACUUGAGAUUUGUGGCGUUUAAUGAUCCCGCAAAAACGGAUUUGGGAUCGUGAAUGCCAUGACAUUUGAGCAGUCAGCAAGUGGGAAUUGUGCAAGAUGAAUUGAGGGGAUACAGCAGUAACCUACCCCUUGGACACGGGAGGGGGGUGGGAGGUGGGUUGAAGGGACGGUGUGUGAAGCGGUGCAGGUAAUGUAUCAAUGAGUGAGAUCUCUGACUGAGGAUGAUGCUAGAGGGGGUUGUGCCGGCAGCAAUGCUGAGAGUCCGUGCACAGACUGCUGCAAGCAGAGGUCCACCAGUGGCUGGUUGCUGUGUUCUCUUGGCAGAGAAUCAGUCAGUGCCAUCUAACUUCCAAUUUAAUCUCAGAUUCCAGGGUUUGAAGGAGCCAAGGUUCAUGGACCCAAGGUCAUGUGGAUGAGUGUGGAGUUGUCCUCCUACUUCCUCCGGGAUCUACCUUUGUGCCUCAUUUAUUUCUAGUUAACUACUAGCUGAGAAAGGGCUUGACGGAUGGCCCUGAUGCCUCAUGUUAAACCCAUCCCGUAACGCUCCUUUUAGCUGUUUCAAGUAGAGUUCAUGUCAGCUUUACUUGAGCUGAAUAUCAUGCUGGAAUAAGAUGUCCACACUCUAGGUGGGACUGGUUAGACCCUUAAUACUAAUUAACCUGCUCUAUAUCUGAGCUUUGUCCCAGUUGGAAUCCAUUUUGCUGAGUAUUUUCACGUAUAAAUUCUUGUUGUAAAUAACCCGUUCAUUGAUUGUGACAAUAUUCAGCUAAGGGGGCAGUGUUGUCGGUUGUCUGUCCCAUCAGCUACUGCUACACAAAACCUAUUCCCCUAUUACAAACUGGGCAUUAACUUCUAACCUACGACAUUCUCUGUGCAAAGGAAGUUUACUCUGGUCGUUACAAAGUACAAGUCAUCGAAAUAGGCCACAAACAAAAAUCAGGAACCGUGUAAGAUUAGAGCUUCCUCGAGACUGUAAUCGGAUUUUCUCUCUCUCCUUAUCCUCCCCACUCACCACCCGAACACCCUCAAACUCAAAGUCCAUGGUAAGGUUAUCCAAAGCAGAAUGGAAUAGCAUUUGAGAGUCCUCUGUGCAUUCGAUGGGAGUGGGUUCAAAGCAAGGUUCACCUAAUCCUACCCUAGAAAUUGUUUUUUCAGAUGUCCUGCAGUCCUGACUUGGUGGGAGCAGUUUUAUAUAAAAUAUAUAUAUUAGUUAUUGAAUCAAAACUAAUUUCUCUCACUUUUAGAGGGAGAAUUUGCUGGGUCUAAUCCUUGAAACUUUAUCACUUUUGCAAUAAAGAGAAUGCCACUGGAGUGUGGAGCAAGGGGUUCCACAACGUUUCCGGGAGUUUUAGCACCAAACUCCUGAUGGUUUUUGUAAUAUAAAUGGCAAAAUCUGAUCAGCGACCUUUCUAUUCUAAUUUCUAGAAGAAAAAAAUAACUGAAUUAAUUAACUGUUUUACAAAAUAGUGACAGAUCUUUUCCGGUGAUUAUUUCAUCAAAUGUUCGGAUCGGGGUUUUGUUUCAUUUCACAGAAACCCAAGAAUGUUUCCUCUUCUGCUGCUGUGUGAUUCUAUUGACUGUUAACUGAUUUGAAAUGAAGUGCCUGCAUUCUGUACGGUAAUUAAUUGAAAUAAAGGGAUCGACAGUAGAAGGAG
This is a messenger RNA of Leucoraja erinaceus (little skate), 4857 nucleotides long. RefSeq names its product dynamin 2a (gene dnm2a). Gene Ontology annotation, cellular component: membrane; microtubule; cytoplasm. Gene Ontology annotation, molecular function: GTP binding; microtubule binding; GTPase activity. The record is from RefSeq and is a predicted model, not a curated record. Bases 96 to 2684 code for a protein of 862 amino acids. The transcript has 21 exons. Lineage: Eukaryota; Metazoa; Chordata; Chondrichthyes; Rajiformes; Rajidae.